This is a messenger RNA of Rotaria socialis, 654 nucleotides long. Lineage: Eukaryota; Metazoa; Rotifera; Eurotatoria; Philodinida; Philodinidae. The record is from the annotation of a GenBank genome assembly.
AUGUCUUCAUCAUCAAAAUCAUCUCAACAAUCUCUAAACACAUUGCCCUUUUCAUCCAAUGGCCAACAGACAACCCGAUUCGUUAUCGUCUCAAAAGUUUCGUUGGGUUACGAUGAAAAAACAUUAUUGCACAGCUUAGGACAUACUUAUGUAGGUGUCGAACGCGUGUCUCGACUUUAUGAUCAAGAUGAAAACCCGACUGAUGAAAUCCGAGUCGAUUUCAAAACAGACAAAGAAACUAUGAAGAUUCUUCAGGCACAGUAUAUUUUUAUCGAUGGAAAAAAGUAUCCCGCUCACAAAUAUCAGCCACUGGUCUGCCAUCGAUGUCAAAAAGAAGGACACUACGCUUCUCAAUGUCCUCGAAAACCUUUAACAGAAGAGAGGUUUCAUGAAUUGUUAGAAAUGCAAAAGAAGCAAUUGCAAAACAUGAUGGAUAGUUUUGAAGCAAAAUGGAAUGCACGUUUAUCGGAAUUGAAUGGUUCUUCGACAGGCACCAAUCUACAAUCAAUAGUACCGAUUUGUAAAGAUCUUACUACAUUUUGUCAACAAUUUAAUCAGCAAAAUAUUCAAAUGCAACGACAACUCGGAUCGAUUGUCAACCGAGUGCAAAAUAUGCAAACUAAUUCGAAUAUUCAACCAGUCCAGUCAAAAUAA